UACUACGCCUUACGUGCCGGCAUAGGAUCUCGGCUACGACUUGACAUUCUGUCACUACCAUUCCACGAUUCUCUGCUUUAGCGGCUUGUGAUGCGGCAAAGCCUAGUCCCUUGAUUGGAGCUGGGACGGAAAGCGCAGAGAAAAUUGCUUGACUGUCACACUGCCGCAAUUGAGAGUCAAUCAGGUCCUGGGUCUAGUCCGUCUGGCGUGCUUGGACGUCUUUGAAUCAGGCAUCGAAUGCAUGGCAAAGCGCCACACCUAACAAAUCAAACAAACCAGACCUACCCACUCUUCGAAACUACGUCCUCAUGGCCACGAGUGCUGUUCUGCCUCCAGACUCGCAACUGAAACGGUGGCACGAUACUCAGCACCACUUCCGUCCUUGUCCUACCGUCCAGCAUCUCACCCGCCUGUCACUCAACUCGACGCCGUCCGCGCCAAUGGCGCCGAGCGAUGGCUCAACACACAAAACACGCUUGCCGUCUUUCGGUGACUUUCUAUCUGGUGCCUCUCAUGACGGCCCAAGCUAUGCACAAACCAGUCCUGGUUCAAGUCACGGUGAUGGAAGGCUCCAGAACGGUCCUCCCACUCUUCACCGUCCACCUCAGGCGACGUUGUAUGGGCCUCCGGAACGGCACCCGAUGCAAUACCCUCCACAGACGGGCCCGCAACCACAUACCCCCCAUGCAGAAACUAACCAAGAAGCCUACUGGGCUUACGCCAACUACCUCCCUCCGGAUGGGCGCCCAGCUUUGUCCGGCAUGCCCCCUUCAGGUCCUCCCUUCGACCUGGGCUAUGGGAGAUCAAUGUUGAGGGAGGAAGUGGUUGCAGACAAAGGUCUCUGUUACGUCUAUGACGAUGGCACCGUGUGUCAGAAGGUCAUCAAUGGCGAUGCCGUCAACCCGAAAUGGGGCACCACCAAAGCUGGCAAACCUAGGAAACGGUUGGGGCAGGCUUGCAACACGUGCAGAGAAAAGAAGAUCAAAUGUGAUCCCAGCGUGCCGAAAUGUGCCCAAUGCCUGAAGUUUGGCCGUGAGUGCAAAUUCGACUCGAUGAGCCGCGCUGGCUCUAAGCAAGCAGGCUCAGCCGCUCAUUCUCCGGCACGGUCCUCGCCAUCUGCGCAGAUACAAGAUGCAGGAGCUGGACGACGGGGCUCAAAUGCGUCGGCAGACUGGAUGUCUCAAGAACUGGCCAGGCCUGCACAGAGAACAUCGAUGACGCUGGAAAGCCUUUUGUCUCCAACAUCCGAGGACGGGGCUUCUCAAGACCACGAUUCGGAUCAUUCCCGACCAGCGAAGAAGGCUCGCCGAUCACCAUCGCCUCACCCUGUUCCUGGCGGCUAUCAGGUCAAAGGAGCAGUCGCCGAGCCAUCACUGGCAUCUUUACCAUCACCAACAACUACGCCGAGCUUCUCCUGGCACAUCGACCCUGUCGAGCUUGAUCGUGGCUUGACCGUGCACUACGUACGCAAAUACCUCUCCCAUGUCGACGCUGCCACAUAUUGGACUUUGCCCAGGCAAGCUUUUCUUGGUUGGGUGACGGAGUCUGCCUCGAAGUCAUCAACUGACAAGAUGUUGUUGUACGCUAUGAUGGCUAUGGGAACAGUUUUCGCUCGUCGACCUGAUGCCGAUACUCACCGUUCGUUGUUCACAGGCUUCGCUGAAGAGGCUAUCGCACGAAAUGCCGACACUUUCAGUCUGCAGCUCCUCCAAACACGACUGAUUCUUGCACUUCUUGCUUUCUCGCAAGGCCAAUACAACAAAGCAUGGGAUCUUUGCGGCUCCGCCGUGAGGACAGGAUUCGGCUUGAAGUACAAUACCGAGGAGGGUGUUCGCACGAUUCUCCCACAUGAAAGGCUCGACUUUCAUUUUGAUUACGAAACUCUCGUGGAGUGCAGACGGCGAACAUUCUGGUCUGCGUAUAUCAUGGAUUGUUUUAAUGGCUGCUGUUCAGCCACUGUCAGCUCCGUCUACCGAUCCCAAUGCCACUUGCGAUUACCAUGCACCCAGGUUACCUUUGAGUCAGGCCAUCUACGGGAAACGCCUUUCAGUCUUGGUAUGCCGCUUAGCGCUGACAGCGUCUCUCGGGUGGGACUGCUUGGUUUCUUGGUGGAGAUCGCCACGAUCUUUCAUGAGGUGGUCGACCAGAUCAACCAAACCAAUAAGCGAUAUAGGGUACGCUACAGUGAUGAAGCAGAGAGAUUCCGUCACAAUAUCAUGAACAAACUGGAAACAUGGGAGAGUCAGCUCCAAACUCAUCUGGAAAGGGUGAGAGAUGGAGACGCCCAGUCGCAAUCCGUCAGUGGCUUAUACAUCUUGCAUUACUACACCGCGUUGCUUGUCAAUCGCUAUGUUCGUCAUGGAGAACUUGAUCAACAGGCGAUCGCCAUUCGAUUAGGAGGAGAAAAAGGAGCAUAUAAGCAAGCUCAGUCGAUGUUAGAGUUGGUACAACAACUUAGCAACGACGAAGAGAAGAAUUCUCCAUUGUUCCGGUUCGCAACAACGAGUCCAUUUAUCGGAUUCGCCAUCACGGUAGCAUUGGACGUCAUCACAGCCUCAGGUACUCUAUCGGAUCUGAUGGACCACAAGAGUCAGAUGAUGUCCUUGAUCUCGAGCGGACUCGAAGCACUGGAGAGUUUGGUCGACUAUUGGCAUAGUGCUGGUCGACAACGAGACAUGAUCAAACGUCGAUUGGGAGUCCUGCUGAGUGCAACCAAACGAGCGUCGGAUCUCAAUGGAGCAUUUUAUUUCGGAGAACGUAUGCAAAGUCCGUUCCCAUUGGAGCAAGACAUUGUCUACGGCCUUGGACGGGUACGAUAUUUUCAGGCGUUGGGAUGGGCAGGGAAGAUACAUGACGAGGGGGAUUUCCAUCGACUUGACCAGGACACAAUGGCAAACAGGGCUCAUUGACGAAGACGGAGAAGCGUUUCAUGAAGAAGAUGGCUACGCAUGUUUUAUGAUCAGAAAAUGGGAGGACGUUUCUGCUUGAGCAUUUGGUUGAUCUUGCCACUAUACCCCCGGUUUGCCUUGAAAAAGAUAGUGGAUCACAGCACUGGGCACUUGCGAGAGGAGUAUUUGAACAUAUAAAAUGAGA
Molecule: messenger RNA, 3093 nt
Organism: Exophiala viscosa
Lineage: Eukaryota; Fungi; Ascomycota; Eurotiomycetes; Chaetothyriales; Herpotrichiellaceae
Product: fungal-specific transcription factor domain-containing protein
Exons: 2
Coding region: 309-2909 (866 amino acids)
Biological process (GO): DNA-templated transcription; regulation of DNA-templated transcription
Cellular component (GO): nucleus
Molecular function (GO): DNA-binding transcription factor activity, RNA polymerase II-specific; DNA binding; zinc ion binding
Source: RefSeq, a predicted model, not a curated record